This is a messenger RNA of Centruroides sculpturatus (bark scorpion), 595 nucleotides long. RefSeq lists its product as uncharacterized. Bases 49 to 420 code for a protein of 123 amino acids. The record is from RefSeq and is a predicted model, not a curated record. Lineage: Eukaryota; Metazoa; Arthropoda; Arachnida; Scorpiones; Buthidae. The transcript has 5 exons.
GUAUCAAAUUAUUUUAAAAGUAAAUUCUUUCUUUGCAAGAAGUGCAAAAUGAAGUUGUGCAUUUUACUUGUUUUAGGAGUGAUUGUAUGCAAUUUAUGUGCCAUCAAUGGCUUUAGAAUGAAAAGACAGAUAGAUGACUUUUGCGGUUUGCCUGUAAAACUUCGAAGUACUAUAUGGAAUUGUAUCGAGUCGCAACUUUCCUUUAAGGAUAGGCAAACGUAUUCAGGUAUUGCCCUGUGUUUUAAUGAAGCUAACUUUGUUGACGUCAUGAAUAGAAUGUGUGGCAAAACAGAAGAUGAGAUUGAUGCAAUGGCAGCACUGCAUGAAGAUUGUUUGGAAGAGCUGGACAUGGAUGAUGAAUCAAAUGAAAUCGAUGCGGACGAAGAAGAGGUAGCGAAUUGUGUUAUGAAUAAUAUGUGAAUAAAAAACAUUGACAUGCACGAUUCGCCGCUGUAUAGUUUAUCCAAUGUUGAGCCAUCUAUUAAUUUUCAUUAAAUGUGCAUAAUUAAUCCUUGUAAACUUUAAUAAUUUGUUUUUAAAUUUAAUAAUAUUUGCUUGUAAUAAAUUAGAAAAUUUUAAAUAAACAGUUUUGCAU